CGAAGAGGGAUGGCAGCCCCACUGGAAACGCACGGUGUAGAAUGAGCAGGCAGCUGAGAGGAGACGUACAACGCAGCCAGCUGCCAUUUCGACACCGUAGCUCCAGCCCUCCAUUUUAUUUUUAAUUCUUCAUUGUCCCGGCUCUCCCUUUCCUAGGGGGUUCGGGUUCUCUCUGUCUGCCCACCCCCACCCUCUCGCUAUUCUCACAGCCCAGCGUCCCCCUCCCCCACGCAACACAUACACACACAAACACACUCACACGCACACAUACACACACACCCCUCUAACACACGCACCCCCACGCUCGCCAGCUCCCCCCCCCUUCCCCAAGCAGCCGUUUGCAACUCAAUGGACCGAUUUCUUGGGUUUCACUGACUUACGCCUUCCCCAAGAUGAGAAAUUGCAAAAUGGCCCGGGUGGUUAGUGCACUGGGGCUGGUCAUGCUCAGCGUCGCCUUGCUGAUUUUAUCUCUGAUCAGCUAUGUGUCCUUGAAAAAGGAUAACAUCUUCACCACUCCCAAGUAUGCCAGCCCGAGGGUGCCCCGAAUGUAUAUGUUCCACGCGGGAUUUAGGUCACAAUUUGCAUUGAAGUUUCUAGACCCAUCAUUUGUACCCAUUACAAAUUCUCUGACACAGGAACUCCAGGAGAAACCUUCUAAGUGGACAUUUAACCGGACAGCAUUUUUACAUCAAAGGAAAGAGAUUCUUCAGCAUGUCGAUGUAAUAAAAAAUUUUUCUUUGACCAAGAAUAGUGUUCGGAUUGGACAGCUGAUGCACUAUGAUUAUUCCAGCCAUAAAUAUGUUUUCUCUAUUAGCAAUAACUUCCGAUCACUGCUUCCAGAUGUGUCACCCAUUGUGAAUAAGCAUUAUAAUAUUUGUACUGUGGUUGGAAAUAGUGGGAUCCUGACAGGGAGCCAAUGUGGACAAGAAAUAGAUAAAUCUGAUUUUGUUUUCCGUUGCAAUUUUGCCCCCACUGAGGCAUUCCAAAAAGAUGUUGGAAGGAAAACCAACCUUACCACCUUCAACCCUAGCAUCCUGGAAAAAUAUUACAACAACCUUUUGACUAUUCAGGAUCGUAACAACUUUUUCCUCAGCUUAAAAAAGCUUGAUGGAGCAAUCCUCUGGAUCCCUGCAUUUUUCUUCCAUACUUCAACAACAGUCACCAGGACACUAGUUGAUUUUUUUGUUGAACACAGAGGUCAGUUAAAGGUGCAAUUGGCUUGGCCUGGAAAUAUAAUGCAACAUGUCAACAGGUACUGGAAAAACAAACGGUUGACACCCAAACGACUGAGCACAGGUAUUCUUAUGUAUACCCUUGCAUCUGCAAUGUGUGAAGAGAUCCACUUGUAUGGAUUUUGGCCAUUUGGAUUUGACCCCAACACUCGGGAAGACCUUCCUUACCAUUAUUAUGACAAAAAAGGAACCAAAUUUACGACCAAGUGGCAGGAGUCCCAUCAGCUUCCUGCCGAAUUUCAGCUACUAUACAGAAUGCAUGAGGAGGGACUGACCAAACUGACUCUGUCACAUUGUGCCUAAGAACUUCAAACUUGAAGUGCCAAAUGAUUGUUUUAAAAGUGCCCCAAACCAAAUUGAAUAUUCUUCAAAAGUAGAGCCCUUUUAGGGACACAUGUUUACUAAAACUAUUUUCCACAGCUUAAAAAAUCAAGGUGUUCUCUAUUGCCCUGCCCACUGGUCUGCAAGAGUCUUAGCACAUUUAGCAAGGCCAACAAAAACUCCACUUUUUUGAGCUGUAUGAACCUCUAAGGAAUUGAUGAAAGAAAUUUUACAUUUAUAGCUAUGCUAUUAAAUAUAUGUUUUAAAGUAUUUUCAUAUUGAUAUUUUAGCAGCAGAGAAACUGCUGUCUAUUUCAAGCAUUCCGUGCUAAGUAGAACUAGAGAUGGUGCUUUUCUGAGCUCUGCUCAGGAUAUAGGCAGAGCUGAGACAAGGCACCCAAGGAGAGAUUUUUAAAUGCCCCCCUUCACUCCUUCACUAGAACAGCCACAUCCCCACCCUCAUUCUCCAUGUUAUUUUCUACCAGAGACUUGGAACUGCCAAGGUGAUACAUGUGAUUACUUUACACAAAAUAAAUACCUGCAUAUCAUGGAGAGCAGAAUUUUCUGUGAUUCCAAGUAUGUGCAUAUAUGUAAAAACUAAUAUUUAAAAAUUUGCCUAGGUGCCCCACCCUUCUCUUCAUAUUUCCCCCUAGGCAGCCCCCUUUCCUCAUCAUAUUGCUGUGGCUAAUUCAAGAGGGAUCUCUGUGUAACAUUAUGUUCAGACUCUUUAAAUUGGUAUUAGAUAAAAAAAACCAGGUUCCAUAGCCUACCUACUUCACUCUCUCUCUUUGUUGUGUGGAAUUUUCUUUUGCUUAUUUAAUUGCCUUUUCCACUGUGGGUUGCGUGUUCGCUUGAUACAUUCAUGAUACUGAGUAACUUUGAUGCUUCCAUCCAAUUUCUUUUCAAACUGAAUAAAUUAUAAUACAUUUUCUGUUA
Molecule: messenger RNA, 2488 nt
Organism: Dromiciops gliroides (monito del monte)
Lineage: Eukaryota; Metazoa; Chordata; Mammalia; Microbiotheria; Microbiotheriidae
Gene: ST8SIA3
Product: ST8 alpha-N-acetyl-neuraminide alpha-2,8-sialyltransferase 3
Exons: 4
Coding region: 393-1535 (380 amino acids)
Biological process (GO): N-glycan processing; oligosaccharide metabolic process
Molecular function (GO): alpha-N-acetylneuraminate alpha-2,8-sialyltransferase activity
Source: RefSeq, a predicted model, not a curated record